Messenger RNA from Nymphaea colorata (pocket water lily), 1244 nucleotides. Its product is annotated as protein BASIC PENTACYSTEINE7-like. Gene Ontology annotation, biological process: response to ethylene. Gene Ontology annotation, cellular component: nucleus. The transcript is spliced from 2 exons. Gene Ontology annotation, molecular function: DNA-binding transcription factor activity; sequence-specific DNA binding. NCBI's taxonomy places the organism in Eukaryota, Viridiplantae, Streptophyta, Magnoliopsida, Nymphaeales, Nymphaeaceae. Bases 193 to 1032 code for a protein of 279 amino acids. The record is from RefSeq and is a predicted model, not a curated record.
GGAAGGGAGAGAGAAUUAUUUACAACUGAAGAGGUGAGUAAAUAGGACAAAUAAAUCUCUCUCUCUCUCUCUCUCUGCAAGUCUCUCUCUACCAUCCAAGAAAAAACCAAUCAAUUCCGUGUCCCCAAUGUAAGGUUGUUUGCAGUGUGUGUCAAGACAUCUAUUGGAUGAACGGAGCUUGAAAUUUGGCCCAUGGACGAACGCACUCGAAUGGAGCAUUUUAGAACAUGGGGAUUCUCCAGCCAAGCCGUGAAUGGGAAUCCAAUGCUGAAAACGUUCGCAGGCAGUGCCGUUCUCAACGGUGCAGGGACUGUUGCAGAACACGCAGCUGCAGUCAUGUUAAAUGGGCCGUUUGCAGAACGAAAAGCUUCAUUAGCUGAAGCACAAGCAGCAGCAUCGUCUAUGGGUUAUCAUGGUAAUCCUUGGGCCAUGUUUCCGCCUAGUAUGGGCUCAGCUCCAGCUCCUGAGGAUCAUCUGGAUCUUAGGGUUAAGGAAAUGCAUAAUGUUCUUGAAUUCCCAUUAGAAGAAGUGGAUAACGGUGAUCCUAAUAACAAACCAGCAAAACGUAGAAAGCCACGGGCUCCCAAACCACCUAACAGUGACGCAGCAAAAGUUCCAAGACAGAAGCAACCAAGGAAGAAAAAUUCCUCAUCUGCCAGCAAACAGGCUGGUUCUUUGCCAUCUGAGAAGUCUGACAAAAAGAUCCUUGACAUUGUUGUCAACGGAGCAACUUAUGAUAUAUCAAGUAUACCGGUCCCAGUCUGCUCUUGCACCGGUGUCCCUCAUCAGUGCUAUAGAUGGGGAGCUGGUGGAUGGCAAUCCUCUUGUUGCACCACAAGCAUGUCUGCUUAUCCUCUGCCAUUGAGUCAUACAAGACCUGGAGCCCGUAUAGCUGGAAGAAAGAUGAGCAAUGGAGCAUACAGGAAAGUAUUAGAGAAAGUAGCAGCUGAAGGUCAUGAUCUUUCUACUUCAGUCGACUUGAAAAGUUUUUGGGCCAAACAUGGCACUAAUAAGUUUGUUACAAUCAGGUAGGCACGGAGACAGUGAUGCUUUUGUUUUUUCUCUGUCAAUACUACUUUGACGCUUUUCCUUUCAACAUACUUCUGAUCUCACUGUACCUUUUGCAUGUUUGAAAAACAUGCUGUAAAUUAUGUGGGGGGAUCUAAGCCCGGUCAUGUGUCAUUUCAUUUCUUUGGCUGUGGAAUUACUGAUGAGAGCUAUUAAAGGGAAAAUUACUUUGUUCA